AGACACAGCCUGCCAUCAGCAUCCAUUCCGCCUCCCAUCGCCCUUGUAUUGCGUCGCAAACGGGGAAAACAGGCCAGCGAAGAAGAAAGACGACACAAACCAAGAAACGCCUUGGCUUGUUUUCAGGCCCAGUGCAGCACCAGUACCCUCAUCAUCCCCUCACCAGAGCAGCAUGACUAAAGAGGAGAGUGGGGAGGUGGAGGAGGCCCAGCCCUCCCAGCCUGCCUCAGCCAUCACCAGCCCCGUGCACGAGCCGCGCAAGAGACCCAUGGUGCACCCCUCCGCACAGGCACCGCUCCCCAAAGACUACGCGUUCACAUUCUUCGACCCCAAUGACCCGGCGUGCCUGGAGAUCCUGAUGGACCCGCGGACCACCAUCCCCGAGCUCUUCGCCAUCGUACGCCAGUGGGUGCCCCAGGUGCAGCACAAGAUCGACAUCAUCGGCAACGAGAUUCUGAAGCGUGGUUGCCAUGUGAACGAUCGGGAUGGACUGACGGACAUGACCCUGCUACACUACAGCUGCAAGGCCGGAGCUCAUGGAGUUGGUGACCCUGCGUCGGCGCUGCGCCUGGUGAGUCAGCUGAUGUCGCUGGGUGCGGACGUGAGCCUCCGGAGCCGCUGGACCAACAUGAACGCCCUGCACUACGCCGCCUACUUCGACGUGCCCGAGCUCAUACGCGUACUGCUGAAGGCCGCCAAGCCCAGAGUGUUGAACUCGACCUGCAGUGAUUUCCACUACGGCACAGCUCUGCACAUCGCGGCCUCCAAUCUGUGCCUGGGAGCUGUCAAGUGUCUUCUGGAGCAUGGAGCCAACCCCUCUGUCAGGAAUGAGAAAGGUCAGGGCCCGGCGGAUGUGGUCCCUGACCCGAUGGACAUGAGCCUGGACAAGGCGGAGGCGGCCAUGGUUGCCAAGGACCUCAAGCAGAUCCUCCUGGACGCAGUGCCCCUCAGCUGCAACCUGCCCCGCGCCACCCUGCCAAACUACGAUAACAUACCUGGCAACCUCAUGCUCUCAUCGCUGGGGUUGAAACUGGGCGACCGUGUCAUACUCGAUGAUUUGAAGCGUCGAGCUGUAGACACUUCAAAGAACAACGGAGGCAGCAAAGACAAUGGUUCCCAAAAGACAAAUGACAGUGAAAGUGACGUCACCGACCCACCACCACUGAUAAAGCAGACUGGCACACUGCGCUUCUGCGGCACCACGGAGUUCGCCAGCGGACAGUGGGUGGGCGUGGAGCUGGACGAAGCGGAGGGCAAGAACGACGGCAGCGUGGGAGGGGUGCGCUACUUCAUAUGCCCCCCCAAGAUGGGACUGUUUGCCCCCGUCUCCAAGGUGACCAAGCUGGUGGACCAGACCCCCUCCUCCGUCACCUCCACCCCCAAGACCCCACGCAUGGACUUCUCCCGCGUCACCGGCAAGAUGAAGAAAGACAAGAAGGAGAAGGAGAAAGAGAGAGAGAGGGAGAAAGCCCUGAGGAAGAAGUCUCUCUCCAUGGCCAGUCUGGACCCUGACGGUGUGAAGGUGGAGCUGGGGGACCAGGUGCUGGUGGCUGGACAAAAGAAGGGCAUCGUCCGCUUCUACGGCAAGACAGACUUCGCCCCAGGUUACUGGUUCGGUGUGGAGUUGGAGCAGCCCACAGGGAAGCAUGACGGCUCUGUGUUCGGGGUGCGCUACUUCAACUGCCUGCCCAAAUACGGCGUCUUCGCUCCACCAUCCCGCGUCCAGAGAAUUGGGGGACCAACGGAGGGGGACGGCACACUGGUGAAGAAGGUUCAUCAGGUGACAAUGUCCCAGCCAAAACGCCACUUCAAUGCGGUCAGGUCUCCCAAAGACAUCACAUCUGAGAGCUCCAUAUCACGGUUGCUUUUUUGCUGCUGGUUUCCCUGGAUGCUCCGUGCAGAGAUGCAAUCUUAAACCAUCACUUUCUUCUUCUUCUUCUUCUUCUUAAUCCAUCUGUUCAUUCCUCUCCUCCUUUUUCUCAUUUCCAACUCCAUCGGUCGCAGUCAUCUCUCUCUCUCUCUCUCUCUCUCUCUCUCUCUCUCUCUCUCUCUCUCUGUCUCUCUCUCUCUCUCCAUCUAUCGAGCUAUCUGUCAGUCUCUUCCCCCUCUUUCCUCUAAAGCUAUAUAGAUCUAUUAUAGAGUCUGAACUUCUUUGAUUUCUAUGUCUUUCUAAAAUCCAAUCAAACGACGAUUAAUAUACAGUAACAACAGUGUUUUGUCCCCUUCCCCCAAACCCUGCUCCUAAACUGCAAUCCAAUAGCAAAAACUAGUGCCUUGUAUAUUACCGUAACUAACAUCCUGCAUUCCGUUUGUUUAACUAAUAAAAAAGACAAACCCAAUACACAAACAAAUACAAUACUUCAAUCUAGACUUGAACAAUGCAAAUAAGACAAGAAAAGAACAUAAGAAAAUAAGACAAAAAAAGAUUUAAAAAAAAAUAAGAACCUUACAAAAGCCAUUUCUGAUAAAGUAACAACAUCGGGUACUCUUAAAAGCUUCUGAUCAUAGACUUGGUCUGCAAUGCUGGGCUUGACUGAAGCGCUGUUUUAGUAGUUGCCAAAAAAUAACACCAAGGAACUUAGACUAUCGAAAUAUUGCGACAACCAACUGGGUCUUCAGAGAGAGCAUCCUCAAUUAAACUAGCCUUGGCUCACCAUCUCUCUCUCUCUCUCUCUCUCUCUCUCUCUCUCU
Engraulis encrasicolus (European anchovy) is the source of this 2691-nucleotide messenger RNA. RefSeq names its product CAP-GLY domain containing linker protein 3 (gene clip3). The coding region runs from base 173 to 1915 and encodes 580 amino acids. Gene Ontology annotation, cellular component: microtubule plus-end; nucleus; cell cortex. Gene Ontology annotation, molecular function: microtubule plus-end binding. The record is from RefSeq and is a predicted model, not a curated record. The transcript has 16 exons. Gene Ontology annotation, biological process: cytoplasmic microtubule organization. NCBI's taxonomy places the organism in Eukaryota, Metazoa, Chordata, Actinopteri, Clupeiformes, Engraulidae.